UCAGCAGGGCGACCCCGCGUCCCGAAACGCGCGCACCCCUCCUUGCUCCAGGCGGGACUUCCUUUCUCCUGCGGAUGCGUUCGAGGGAUGAGGAGCGGAGAGAAAGGGCUUGGUCGGGCUGUCACCGGUCUGCGUGUGCGCCUCUGGACAGCGGAGAACUCGGACGCCGCCGCCGCCGCCGCUGCUGCUGCUGAAGCCCCGUAGAUGAGUCUCCUCCUCGGCUAUGCUGUCCUGAGAGCGCCGCGUGUUCCCGCCCCGCCACCAUGUCCGAUGUCCACAAGACUGUCCAGAAGUGGCACGCCAGCUUUAAGAAAGCAACAGACUUUGACUCGUGGGGACAAUUAGUUGAGGCUAUAGAUGAGUACCAAAUUUUAGCAAGACAGCUGCAAAAGGAAGUCCAGGCCACAAACUCAGCAGACUUCACAGAGGAGCAGAAGAAAACGUUAGGAAAGAUUGCAACAUGCUUGGAAAUGAGAAGUACAAGUCUGCAGUGCACGCAGUCCAAGGAAGAAUUCAAGUUAGAAGAACUGAAGAAACUGGAAACCAUAAUCAAAAAUAUUCUGACAUACAACAAAGAGUUUCCUUUUGAUGUCCAGCCGGUGCCAUUAAGGAAAAUCCUGGCUCCAGGUGAAGAGGAGAACCUGGAGCUGGAGGAGGAGGAGGAUGCAGCAGCAGGAGCAGGGUCCACAGAGGCGUUUCCCCCGAGAGCUCCUGGUACCCUGUUGCCACGGUUACCCUCUGAACCAGGGAUGACGUUACUCACGAUAAAGAUCGAGAAGAUCGGGCUGAAGGACGCCGGGCAGUGCAUCGAUCCUUACAUGACCAUCAGUGUGAAAGAUGUAAACGGUGUCGACGUGAACCCAGUGCAGGACACACCUGUGGCCACCAGGAAGGAGGACACCUACAUCCAUUUCAGUGUGGACAUUGAGAUCCAGAGACACGUGGAGAAAUUACCGAAAGGAGCGGCCAUCUUCUUUGAAUUCAAGCACUACAAACCCAAGAAGAGAUUUACCAGCACAAAGUGUUUUGCCUUCAUGGAACUGGACGAGAUCAAAGCGGGACCCAUCGUCAUUGAAUUGUACAAGAAGCCGACGGACUUCAAGAGGAAGAAGCUGCAGCUUCUCACCAAGAAACCACUUUAUCUCCAUCUUCAGCAGACGUUACACAAGGACGGCUAAGUCGUCCCGAGGGAGCGCGACAACCAGAACUUUGCACCUCCGCCGUUCUCACGCGUGCGUCCAGAGAAAACACAGUGUUCACCUCAUCGCCGCAUCCAGCAAUACUUUGAAAUCCAGGCUGCUUUUUUUUUCUUGAGCAUUUGAUGAAAAGUGAAGGGAACUGAGCCAAACAAUGACCACAUCAGCUCAAGACUGCCAUGUUAGUUUUUUUUCAUUUUUCAUCUGUAGCAGGAAACACGUACACACUUCACCUCAAGUCUUCCUUCACUCUUUCAUUGAGGUAAAUAAGGGACACAAAUCUUUGCCGGUGCUAAAUUUGAGACGAGGCUUUUUGGAUGAUGAGACUUAAAACACUAAAAGAAUUGAUGGCCAACAAUUUGUUUUGCCAGAGUUUAAAAAAAUGACACGCAUGUUUGCCUCAUCGUCCAACCACCACCACCAGAGGAGCGUUCUUGAGUUCUCGGGCCUGUUUAUGGCGUCAUGAAAUAUGAUCACAUGAUAAAUCAGGGCUUUUAAAUAAAAAAACAACCCCACUUUUCUCAAAUUAGCAUUUCAAAUUACACAAUAAUUACAUCAGAAAAGUCAGUCAAUUAAAACGCGUCUACAUGUCAUAUUCAUUUCCAUUUCCGCGCUUCCUCAAUGAAUGAAUCUGCGGCCAACAUACUUUUUUGAGUUUUUCACCCUCUCACUUCCAUGUCACCUGACGAUACAUGGAAAUAAAAAAAUAAAAAAUUCCCCUUCCCUUACCUCCGCUUUGGUCUCCACCGUCAUCUGAGCUGUAUAUCGUAGUCUUCCACCGCGUUCACCAGCAUCGUGAUGAAUGUCGCCACGAGGACGUGCCGAGCAGGGAGCUUCAUGGAUUAUAGAGAUAAAAUAGAGGGAUGAUUCAGUAUCAGUUUGUUUUUAUCAAGACAUUUUUCAGACAGAUUUUGCUUUAUUAAGAAAGAGAUGUCCAUCUUCUGAGAAAAACCAACGCACACACAAAUGAGUGUUUGUAUUAAGAUUGACCCUAAAGUAGUUACAUUUAAUUUUAGCUUUUAUUUAAUAUAACAGUAUAACUCUAUAGUGCAGUCGGUGGUGAUAAUUCAAACUUGAACCUUUUAAAAUUUCAAAUACAAACAGCCGUAAAGUGCAUCAGACAGUUGGAAGUACUUACCAAGUUGUCCAGUAGAGGGCGCUGUAUCCAUGUCCAGUGACGUUGUUACGUUGUCAGUGAUGGUAACAUUACGGUAACGUUACCAUCGAGAGACGUCUCUAAAGUUAUCAUAACAUUUUUUCAUUAAUUUCUUUACAUUGAAUGAAUAAAUGAAAUAAAUGCAUAUAUUUGUUACAUGCUGCAGACUGUAUUAUGGUUUAGUGUGGUUUUGUCAGAUGGUAUUUGAUGGUGUAAUUAUACUGUAAUGUCAUAUAAACAUUUUUUUCCUCCAAAAUCUUUGCUAAAUUAGAUUUUUCAAUCUCAUAUGAAAAUGAGAUUUCACCCUGUAAUUCUGAAAUAUACAGUUUAUUAGAUUUUAUUCCAUAGUUUUACAAAUGCAUACAAAUUUAAAAUGGAUGCAGAAAUACAUACAUUUGUAUUUUAGUGAAGGAUCAGAUGCUAAACAGUUUUUUUUCCUUUAUCUGACAGAAAGUGUAUUAUUAGUAUUACUUCACAGAUCUUCUAGAGAAUAUUUUUAAUCUGAUUGUUGAAGGUUUUUCUGUCUUAGGAGCCAUUACUCAUAAACACUUUUAUUUUGAAACGUCACGUCACACCCUUUUAUAAAGGGCUUCUUUUUGUUUUUAUUCUGAAAGAAGCUGCAUGUAUCUGUACGUUAUGAUUCUUUACUGAUUUCACUAAAAAAACAUUGAAAUCGGA
Messenger RNA from Solea solea (common sole), 3030 nucleotides. It is a transcript of the gene aida, whose product is annotated as axin interactor, dorsalization associated. Bases 264 to 1178 code for a protein of 304 amino acids. Gene Ontology annotation, molecular function: phosphatidylinositol binding. The record is from RefSeq and is a predicted model, not a curated record. The transcript is spliced from 10 exons. Gene Ontology annotation, biological process: determination of ventral identity. Gene Ontology annotation, cellular component: membrane. NCBI's taxonomy places the organism in Eukaryota, Metazoa, Chordata, Actinopteri, Pleuronectiformes, Soleidae.